Molecule: messenger RNA, 4881 nt
Organism: Phyllostomus hastatus (greater spear-nosed bat)
Lineage: Eukaryota; Metazoa; Chordata; Mammalia; Chiroptera; Phyllostomidae
Product: KIAA1210 ortholog
Exons: 13
Coding region: 1-4881 (1626 amino acids)
Source: RefSeq, a predicted model, not a curated record
AUGCCAAUUCGGCCCAGCUUGGUGACGAGUGGAGGAAAGAAGAAAUCCAAAUUUAAAGCCUUCAAGGAUUUUUUUGUCAAGAAGAAGAAAAGGGAGCCUGUGGAUGUCUACAGAGGGAGGAGCCUGAAAUCAAGCUUCUCCAGCCUCCAUUUUAACAAAUCUUCUCUGAAUCUGGCUCAGGAAGGUCAACAAUCAAAGUCUAAGGUUAAGGGAAACAUGGAGACCAAAUCCCUGUCCCAUGAAAGCACCUUCAUGUUGGAUCCUGAGCCUGAAAUGCCAGCAAGUAAAAUGAACCCUUCUCCAGAGCUCCAGAGGGGCAGAUCUCUGGAGAGAUCUCAUGUUUCUAGAACUCUAUCUAGCGCUGGUGGUAUGUCUAGAGCUGUUUCUGGAACUCUGCAUGAAGUUGUACCCCAUUAUGUGUCCAGAAGUGGAAUCUGGGUUUCAGGCUCCAAGAUCACUGAGAUCCCACCAAUGCGCUCACAGCAACCCAGCAUACGUCCACCUGUUACAGGAUCUGAGACAAUCUGUAAGGACUUUGAAAAAAUCUCUGUUGGUGCUCAGCCACCUAAGACCCCACGAAAGGCUUUAUCACAGAAGAUCUUGUCAUUGAAGAGCUCCUUUGAGCCUUCAUCUGGACCCAUUCGCUCUCAGUCCUUGACCACGUUUGCUGUGCCCACCUCUCCCAGCAGCACCCAGCUGCCCAUUGGUUUCAGCACCCCAGCCACUACCCAGGCCUGUUUGGAUUCUUCAGCUUCUGAACACAAGAUGGCUUUAAACCCCCAAAAACAAAAGAAGAAGAACCCUGAAGCGACUGUGAAGCCAAAGCAGGAGGAGCUGAGCUUUCCACUGGUUUCUGAAGAGAAGACUAAAACCAAACCAAAAGCAACUUAUGAAAAGAAACCCAAAAAAGACAGUGCAGGUCCUUUGGCUCAGGAACAGAGCAACAACACUGAGAUUUCUAAGACAACCGAUCAGGCUACAAAGACAGAUGCUACUGGGAGUCAGGGCUACUCAGCAUAUGGAAAACAAAGUGGAAAAAAAGGAUCAAGUGCUUCAGAAAAGAUUGAGAGUAGGCCCAGAGGAAGGAGCUCUAAAAAAUCUAGUCGAAAGCUUGACUUAGGUAAUAGAGCUGAGUCCCCAUCUGCCUAUAAGAUUGCCAGGGAUAGCCAUUUCUGGCGGUUGCCCUUGGAGAAGCAAGUCGCAGAGCAGCCCAUAGCUCUACAAGCAGAAGCCAUUACUCCUCAGGAGUUGCUUUCAGAUAAAAACUACAUGGAACGGAGAAAGGCUGGUUUAGAUUAUGAAACCAGAAAAGCAUCACUAUCUCAUCCUAUACCUAAACACAUGAACGCGUCCAUGAUUAGUGGUCCAUCACAAUACCAUGAAGGUGGGGCUUCUGGAACCAAGUCAGAAGCCAGAGCUUCUCUUUUAUCAGUGGUGGAAAGCCCCUCUACAGCCCAAGAAGAUGUCAUGUUCUCAGUGGCAGGGGAAGCUCAGGUGUGUAUGGGUCCUUCUCAUAUCAGAUCAGAAGAGGAAGAUGCUUCUAGCUUUGAUUCACAAAGUGUCAAAUUAAAAAUGGAGUCAGCUCAAAAUAUCUCAAAUAUCUGCAAAAAGAAGCCUCCUGGAAAUGUCCUCCAGGCCUUUCCAGCAAGCAUUUUGGGUAUGGCAAGUGAUUUGCCAGAGAGAAGCAUUUCUGUAGAGAGGCUGCCUCCCAGAAGCCUCUCCCGGUCUUUGGGGAAGCCAGAAGCUAAAGAAGUCUCAGAUGCAGAUAAUACUUCAGAGAUGGAAAGUGAUUCAGAGAGUGCUUCAGAGAAGGGCAGUGCUUCUAAACAGCAGCUGGCUCCCAGUUACGUUUUCCAGUCCCUGGGGGAGCCUGAAGAUGAUGAAGAAGGCUUCACAGAAUCAAGCAGUUUUGUUGGGAAAUUGAGCAGUUCUCAUGAGCAGCUGGCUCCCAGUUUUGUGUCCCAAGCUCUGGGGGAGCCUAAAGAUGAAGUAUCCACAGAAUCAAAUAGUUAUCUUGAAAAAUACAGUACUGCUAAGGAUUGGAGCAGCUCUGAGGAAGAUCUGCCUCCAAGACACCCUUCUCUGGCCCCGGGGAAGCCCAAAGACCAAAAGGAAGUGUUCUCAGUUUCAAAGAACACAGCUGAGGAGUGGGGUGUUUCUGUGGAGCAGGUUCCUCCCAGACGCCUUCCUCAGCCUUUUGUGAGGCCAUUUGUUCAGCAACAACUCUCCACAGGUUCAGUGAAUACUUCUUCAGAAUGGGUGCCAAUGCCUUCCAGGCACAUUUACCAGCCUUGGCUGAAGCCUAAACCCAAGCAACAAGCCUCUUCCAGUCCAGAAAGCACGGUUGUUGAGGGGAGAAUUUCUAUGGAGCCUCUGCCUCCUAAAUUGCUUGCCCACCCUGUGAUGAACCCAAAGGUUGAAGAAAAUGUGUUCUUAGGUUCAGAGGGUGCUGAGAAGGUCGUUUCAGUGGAGCCAUCAUUCUCGGAAUAUUGUCCCGAAUGCUUGACAAAUCCUGAAGCCCAGCAUAUCGUCUCAGAGAACACUGCUGGUAAUGAAGGCAUGUUUGUAGAGCUACUGCCUCCAAAGUGUCCUUGCCAGCCUUUGGUGAAGCUUAACGUACAGCCAGAGAAUACUACUUGUGACUCAGGGAGUGCUUCCAAAGAAUGGAGCAGUCCUAUGGAGGUGAUGCCUUCGAGACACUCCUUCUACCCCUACGUGAACACCAGCUUUGAACAACCCUCUGCAAGUCCAAAGAGCACUGCUGUGGAGUGGGGCAUCCCUAUGGAGCCGCUGCUUCCCAGAAUGCCUUCUCAGCCCCUGAUGAGACCAAUUGCCCAGCAAAAAGUCUUCGAACAUUCAUUGAGUGCUCCUGCACAAUGGAGUGGUCUUGUGGAGCCAAUACGUCCCACAUAUACUUCCCAGCCCGGGGAGAGCCCUAAAUUUGAGCAACAAGCUUAUACAGGUCCAGAGAGCACUGUGGUUGAGAGCAGCACUUUGAUGGAGCCUCUACAGCCCAGAUUGCCUUCUGAGGCUCUGAGAAAACCAAUCUCUACAGGUCCAGAGAGUGUUGCCAAUGAGAGGGACACUUCUACAGAGCUGCCACCUCCCAGACAUUGGUCCAUUGUUAGACAUAAAGUUCAGAAAAUGUCACCAAGGUUUGAGAAAGCUGCUGUUGAGAGAGUCAUUUCUGGGAGAGCACAGCCUCCCAAAUAUCCCAUCCACUUCUUAAACUUUAAAGCUCAGAAAGUAUCCUCAGAUCUACAGAACACUGCUGUUGAAGGAGGUAUGUCUAAGAAAUCACUGCUUACCAGAUGUCCUUCCCAGUCGUUUGUGAAGUACAUGGCACAGCAUAUCUUUUCAGAGAGCCCUGAUAAGGAACAGCAGGUUUAUGUGGAUCCUCUGGCUUCAAAUCAACCUUCCAAAUCUUUGCUGGGGCCUAAAGUUGAGCAUCAAGUUUUGUCAGGUUGGGAGAGUGCUGAUAUUGAGGGAGGCAUUUCUUCGAAGCUGCUGCCUACGAAAGGCCCUCUACAGUCCUUGGAGAGGCCUGAAAACCUGCAAGAAGUUUUCUCAUAUUCAGAGAGUGCUCCUGUGAAGUGGAGCUGUCCUCAAGAGCAGUGGCCUCCAAGAUACCUUUCCCAGACAUAUGAAAAGUUUGAGCACAAGCAAGAAGUUUCCUCAGUUUCUCAGAGCUCUCUUGAAGAAUGGAGGUCUUCUGAAGAGCAGCAGCCUUCAAGAGUCACUUUCCAAGCUGAGGGUGGGGCUGAAUUCCAGCCACAGAUUUUGUCAACAGGCUCAGUGAGUGUGCCUAUAGAGUGUAGCAGUGCUGGGCAUCACCUGCCUCCCAGACAACCUUUUCAGGCUUUUGCAGGUCCUGAAUAUGAGCAACAAGUUUAUUCAAGUUCCAUGAGUGCUGCUGCUAAGGCAACCAUUUUUGAGAGCGAUUCUAGCACCUGUUCCCUACCAAAAGGUCCAGAUUCUCCAAACGAAACUAUAAAACACAGCCAUGGCUCUGAAGAUCUCAUUAAGAACAUCCCAACUUCUGCUACCAAGCCUGUGAAGUCCACUGUCACUCCCGCCUGGCCAACAUCCAUUUCUAGGGAUAGUUAUCCUAAGGAGGAAGUUCUUGAGAGUAGUGAUCAAAAUGAUGGCUGUUCAAGUUUAUCCACCAGUGAGGCUGAUGUUAAAAACCUUUUUGGAGUCCGGCUGAGGAGGAUCCCUUCCUCACAGAAGUAUAAGAGUAAGGAACAGGAGCAUUUUACCAAGCUUUCUUCACCCUCCUUGGGCCCGAUGUCAACUUCUGUAGGUGGAGAACCACAAAUCAGAAGUGCUUCCAAGGGACUCCUCCACACUGAAGAGAACCUCACCGCAAUAUCUGACUUUGCAGAGAAGAAAGAGAGCAAGCCCAAAUCUGAUAGCAUGCCCAAGAAGCAACCUGCUUACAAGAUCCCAGGUAAGAUUGCUGAUCGACAAUCAGAUUAUGCCACCUCAGAGCCAGCGUGGAUAACCUUGGCAAAACAGAAGCAGAGGAAGUUCCAGACUGAGAUUACUAUGGAAGAGCUUAAAGCCAGUACUGGAGCUGGACCAGAGGCUGAGACUAAGGUGGCUAGUUAUGAGGGAGCUGGCUGUGUUCCUCAAAACCAACCAAGAAAGAUUUUCACUUCUGAUGUCACUAGACAGGAGAUUGAACAGAUGGCACUACCUAAGUCUACCGAUCCAGGAUUUGAAAAUCAGAAGAUAUUUCAAGUGCCUGCCAUGAGAAAAGAAACCAGACAUUCUUCAGCUCACCCAGCCAUGUUCCAAGAGCCAGCUGAGCCAGUCUGGUUCUCCAUGGCCAAGAAGAAAGCCAAAGCAUGGAGCUAUAUAACAGAAAUCAUGCAGUAA